Messenger RNA from Oldenlandia corymbosa var. corymbosa, 1407 nucleotides. The record is from the annotation of a GenBank genome assembly. Lineage: Eukaryota; Viridiplantae; Streptophyta; Magnoliopsida; Gentianales; Rubiaceae.
CAAAAAAUUAAUUAAUCCCAAAUAUCUCUAAAUCUUUGCUUUUCAAAGAAUAAAAUAAAUACUAAUCACAUCUUAAUCCUAUUGACUAUAAAAACCAAACAAAUGACUCAAUGAAGACAAAAAAAGAUUUCUCUACUGUCAUUUCAACAAAGUUUCAGCUUCCAUAUUCCUACUUCUUCUUCUUCCCUUCAGCCCUGAAAUAUUUUGUUCGUUUUUUCUCUUUAUUUUUGGUUUUUGGGAUUCUGGGUUGUGAAAGAAAUUCAAGAAAAUGGGUCAGGAAUCGUUCAUAUACAGCUUUGUUGCAAGGGGUACUAUGAUUUUAGCUGAGUAUACAGAGUUUACCGGCAACUUUCCGGCCAUUGCAGAUCAGUGUCUGCAGAAAUUGCCUUCAUCCAACAGCAAAUUCACUUACAAUUGUGACCACCACACUUUUAACUUCCUUGCUGAAGAUGGUUUUGUUUAUUGUGUUGUUGCCAAAGAAUCUGUGGGGAAGCAGAUUUCGAUUGCUUACUUAGAGCGUGUUAAAGCCGAUUUUAAGAAAAGAUAUGGUAGUGGCAAAGCCUCCACUGCUGGUGCGAAAAGCCUAAAUAAGGAGUUUGGACCGGUAAUGAAGGAGCAUAUGCAGUUCAUAAUUGACCAUGCCGAUGAGAUUGAUAAACUGAUUAAAGUUAAGGCCCAAGUUUCAGAAGUAAAAAAUAUAAUGUUGGAGAACAUAGAUACGGCAAUGGAGAGAGGGGAAAACCUAACAGUUCUUGUUGGCAAAGCUGAAAAUCUACGUGAUUCGGCAAGGCAUUUCGAGAAGAAUAGUACACAGAUACGAAGAAAGAUGUGGUAUCAGAAUAUGAAAAUAAAAUUGGUUGUGCUUGGAAUCAUCCUGUUCUUGAUCCUUGUAAUCUGGCUGUCAGUAUGUCGUGGCUUCGACUGUACCAACUAGCAUCUGUACUAGCACGCCAAGUUCGGAAACAAAUGCCACUAUCAUUCAAAACUCUGCAAAGGAAUACGAAAGAAAGCUGUUGGAGAGGGGAAGAUUUACUCAUAGAAUGGGGGAAGUUCCCUUUGUCAGGGAUUUAUUGGUUUUUAUUUGGUCGGAUAAACCUAAAAGCGUAAUUCUUUUUGAGUAUAGUAGUGAGGAUUCUUGUGAACAUAGUUUUUAAAGUUAAAGAUUAGAAGUAGGAAAUGGGAUGCCAUAUUCAAGUUGUAGUAGUUGUCUGUAAAUUGCCAUUUUCAAGCAAUGGUUAUGUUAUGUGGAUGAUUUUCAAUCUCUUUAAUGCCUGGAUUUCGAUCAGGGGAACAAGACUAAAACUUCUCAUACGAACAAAAAUACAGAAAAGUUGAAGUUCGUAGUCUUGCGCGUCGAGUUAAUUAUCUCGACGUAAAAGUAGACGAACGAAAACAAACAAAAUUGAG